ACGCUGUUCAUGGUGCCAAGGACUAGACUGGAACUGCUGCCUCUUUAUGCUCGGUUUGUGGCCAUCUUGAGUCCAGUGGUUCCUGAUGUAGCAACCAACUUGUGUCAGCAACUGAAAUCAGAAAUGUUGAGACAUAUCAACAAAAAGGACCAAGUAAACAUAGAGUCAAAGAAGAAGACCCGUUAA
Homalodisca vitripennis (glassy-winged sharpshooter) is the source of this 186-nucleotide messenger RNA. Its product is annotated as regulator of nonsense transcripts 2-like. The record is from RefSeq and is a predicted model, not a curated record. Gene Ontology annotation, biological process: nuclear-transcribed mRNA catabolic process, nonsense-mediated decay. Bases 10 to 186 code for a protein of 58 amino acids. Gene Ontology annotation, cellular component: exon-exon junction complex; cytoplasm. Lineage: Eukaryota; Metazoa; Arthropoda; Insecta; Hemiptera; Cicadellidae. The transcript has 2 exons.